Molecule: messenger RNA, 1686 nt
Organism: Lichtheimia ornata
Lineage: Eukaryota; Fungi; Mucoromycota; Mucoromycetes; Mucorales; Lichtheimiaceae
Exons: 4
Coding region: 1-1686 (561 amino acids)
Biological process (GO): peptidyl-lysine monomethylation
Cellular component (GO): nucleus
Molecular function (GO): protein-lysine N-methyltransferase activity
Source: RefSeq, a predicted model, not a curated record
AUGCCUGAAAAGAAUACGAACAUGAAUCUUCUUAUGGAAUUUCUUCAAGACAAUGGUGUCAUUUGGGACAAGGAACUUGUUGAAGUAUUGCCAGCAUGCAUGAAUCCAGACCUUUCAGACACGACCUAUGCCUGUUAUGCCAUCAAGGAUUGCAAAGAGGGAGACGUCAUUGCAUGGAUCCCAAGAUCAUCACUUCUUUCGUCGAAAACAACGGCGAUUGCUGAUAUGAUCAUGGAAGAGGGCCUUGCUUCAACUCUACGACCUGAGUGCUCUCUUGCUCUUGCUUUAAUGUACGAGCUUCUGGCGGAUGAUGAAUCACCUUGGAAAGGAUACUUGCAAUCUUUGCCGACCAACAUUAUGACACCAACGACAUGGAAUGCAAAAGACAAAGACUUGCUACGUGGGACUGAAGUAGAAAAUACAAACAAAGCUUGCACGAUACACGUUUGGGAUGACUACCAAAAGAUCCAGCGUCGCUUUCCUUCUUAUUCCUAUAGCAAGUACUGGACCAAUGUCAUUCUUGUACGCUCCCAUAUGCUUCGCGUCGACGAUUAUCAUCACCUUGCAAUGGUGCCAUUUAUGAAUUUGCUGAUGAAGCAUGAUGAUGAUCAUCACAAGGGUCAAGCUCGUUUGGACGUGAGUGAUGGUGCUGGCGUGUGUCAAAGCUGUGGCAAGAACCAAAUUGGAAAUUGUCCCUCUUGUUCGGUUCCUUACGUGAAGAGCGGUGGUGAUCAACAACAACUACACCUUGAUGAUUUGGAAGCCCUUGAAGAAGCAGGCGUCAACUUUUACAACCAGCAUACAUCAAAGGAUCAAGACAUCUAUUAUCGUGUGGUGCUUACUCGUGGCGUGAAAAAAGGCGACAUGAUUCGAUAUGAUUAUGGACCCUAUUCAUCGGCUGAAAUGCUUACUCGCUUUGGCUUUUGCUACACCGACAAUGAUCUUGAGCAUGAAAAGUUUUCCGUGUCGAGAGAAAUGAUCUUCGCUGUAUGUGUGGACACCGUACGAGAUGUCAUGCGUGGAAAGCAGAGAAUGACUACAGUGGCGACGAAGCGAGCGAGUGAUCAUGUGCGUGAAAGAUUUCGAUUCUAUUGCAGCAAGAUCCAGUAUUUGAGCCUUGCAUUUACCAGCAACUACAGCAUCCUUGCAUCCAUUUUCGGCACCAACAGCUACAUCCUUCCAGCAAUCCAUGAUCGCUAUACAGCAAUAAAUGGGUGUUAUCCCGAUGAUCUUCUUGUGUUGCUCCACAUUGUAUUUGCAAACGAUGCCUUGUUCAACAGCUAUCAAGCGAACAUCUUUGUGGCGGUUGGGGAUAUGCGAAAAUAUCUGGGAUUGAUUCAUGGGCAAGAAGAAGGCCAUCAUGCUAUCAAUGGAAAACGGGUGCGACCUGAUCCUCAAGUUGAGCAUUUGCAACGUUUGGUAUUUACUGCCUGCCAUCGACUUUCCUCACGCCGACGUGCCUGUUAUGACGAACCAGGAGCCUACUUACCCAUCCCACCUGAAAUGGAUGCAUAUCGACGUGACCACGAGCAAUUGGAACGAGAAGAAUACUAUGCUCUUACAUGCCGUAUCAAUGAGAAGCGUAUCAUCCAGAAAUCCAUGGAGCAUUAUCGUCACCUGAUCGAUGUGUGCCUUGAGGAUGAGGAUGCAUUGAACUAUAGCAACAAGAAAUACCGAUCGAAUUAG